CCGCAGCAUGUGGUUCCAAUUUGGGAGGUUGAUGCACCCACCAUGGAGAAAUUUCUGCAAGAGUUGGCCAAGGAUAAGCCGGUGAGAUUCACUGCUCAGCAGCUCUGUGACUUUACAAGCAAUUACUCGACCAGGUUGGGGUCUGGAGGAUUUGGGGAUGUUUACAGAGGGCAGUUUCCCAACGGAGUGAAAAUUGCAGUGAAAGUGCUGAAGAAAGGUUCCGAGGGAGCAGCAGGGGAGCAGUUCAUGGCAGAGGUAGGCACAAUUGGAAAAACAUACCACAUUAAUUUGGUUAGACUUUAUGGUUUUUGCUAUGAUCAAUAUAUGAGUGCGCUUGUAUAUGAAUUCAUGGAAAAUGGAUCGCUUGAUAAAUACUUGUUUGGGGAGAAGCAGAUGAUUGGGUGGGAAAAAUUACAUGAAAUAGCAGUAGGGACAGCCAAAGGGAUUGCUUACUUGCACGAAGAAUGUCAACAGAGAAUCAUUCACUAUGAUAUAAAGCCUGGAAAUGUGCUGCUUGAUGAAAACUUCUUCCCUAAAGUUGCUGACUUUGGGCUUGCAAAGCUCUGCAACAGAGAUAGCACUCACGUUUCAGUCAUUGGAUGCAGGGGAACCCCUGGUUAUUGGGCCCCAGAGUUCUCACUUAGGAAUCAUCCCAUAACAUACAAAUGUGAUGUGUAUAGUUUUGGAAUGGUUUUGUUUGAGAUAGUUGGGAGGAGGAAAAACACAGUUUCUAGUCCCUCCGAGAGCCUUGAUUGGUUUCCAAAGCAUGUGUGGGAAAAGUAUGAGAAGGGGGAAUUGACUGAAAUGAUAGUAGAUUGUGGGAUUGAAGAGAAGGAUAGGGAAAAAGCAGAGAGAAUGUCCAUGGUAGCAUUGUGGUGUGCUCAAGACUCACCAGAGGCUAGGCCACCAAUGAGUGUGGUGGUGAAGAUGAUGGAAGGAGGAGUGGAGAUCAAGCCACCUCCUAAACCUUUUCGUUAUCUAUUCUCAGUAGGGAUGAAUGCAGUCAAGCCAACUGCUGGUUCGAGUUUCUCCUCAAGUGAAGAAUCCGAUUCUUAUUGGUAUAAAGAGACUACACCCGUCAUGACCAAGUAUGAAAUCCAAAUAGCCAGUAGUUAAGAAUACUAGUAAAAUCUAGUUUUUAGAAAGUGUAUGUUUUAGUAUAUUUAUUUAUUAAUUUAUUUUUUGGAGCAGUAAAGAUGAUUUAUUAGUGUCCAGAGUAAAAGGGUUGAUUGGUUGUUUUGAUGUGGUGCAUUAUGAAGUUUCUCAUUUGUUGUCUAGCUCAAAAGAUUCCAAAUUUCAUUUAAUUUCUUGAUAAAAUGAUACAGAAGAUAAAGCUACAACCUCCAAGAUCUCAUGUUCUGAUGGCCUAGGUUGUUGCCUAUGUGUAAUUCAGUAUAAUUCGAUCAUACCAGGAAUCAAAGAUAAAUAUUUUC
Messenger RNA from Rubroshorea leprosula, 1433 nucleotides. NCBI's taxonomy places the organism in Eukaryota, Viridiplantae, Streptophyta, Magnoliopsida, Malvales, Dipterocarpaceae. The record is from the annotation of a GenBank genome assembly.